Messenger RNA from Rubroshorea leprosula, 842 nucleotides. The record is from the annotation of a GenBank genome assembly. NCBI's taxonomy places the organism in Eukaryota, Viridiplantae, Streptophyta, Magnoliopsida, Malvales, Dipterocarpaceae.
GUUCAUUACAAAUACUAUUUUAUCCCCUUAUCCCUGCGGAUUUUCUUGGUUUUGGUUUUUGGGGGAAAAAUGGAUAACUGUCUUAUUAUGGGUUAAGGUACUUACAAUUUAUAAAGGGUGUUAGGAGAGCGUCUUCAAGGGUCAACUCUUGCUUUGCUUUUUGAAGACAUUACUGUUUUGGGUUUUUGUAGUUGGAAGAAGGGGGAAAAAGGUUUCCUCAUAAUUUUGACAUUAUGAAGGUUCUUGGCAUCUACUCUUCUCUGUUUCUGUUUGGAAUUGUUCUUCUGGUCCUCAGCUUCUCUGUUACAGAAGGUAGCUCCUUCAAUCCAGAUACGGCGCUUUCCCAACAUGGCGGUGGUAUGACAGCAGCAAUCAAUCGAAAAUUGAAGGGGCAUGCCUAUGAUUUUGAUCCAAGCAAUGUAGAUCUGGAAGAUUAUCAUCCCGUCGAUCCACCUCCAAGUUCAAAGGCUUCCAUUUCACCAGGCCCCAUCGUGCAUGGUAGCCCUCUUAUUCCAUACAUACCAGGGCCCUUACCUCCCGGUCCUCCCAAUACUGGUGGAUCCACUUAGCCUCCUAAUGAUCCAUUUCUUAGUGAAAUGCUAGAAAUGUCAAAAAUAUAUGGCUAUGUAGCUUGUGUUUGAUGUUUUUAACUAUGUUCUCGAUAAUAUUCUGUCCAGACAGUGAAAUAUAAAGUCCAGUCACAAUCCAAAGCAACGUAUUUGUAAGAGUGUUGUUUGACAAUGACUAGUUCCUGUCUUUCACGUUCGAGUUUGACCAACAGGGAAAUAACAAGCUCAUUCUUUGUACUCUUUUGUUUCCCUGAACAAAUUCCAUUUUGUUCC